UCGUUUUGCGAAGCUUGUUGUUCAGCCUGUCGGUCUGUGCUGCGGUGUCAAAGGUUACAGACAACAGGACUCGUGUGUGUGAUCUUUAUCUCGGCUGUGCUGUUUGGAGAGUAGGUGGAGGUCGAUGUGCUGAUAAGAGCAGGACCUGACGCUGCACUCUCAGGCCUCCGUGCAGCCACAGGAACAGGUUUCAUAAAACACACCUGUUGGCAGGAGCUCAGCAUACCUGCGCAGGUGGCUCAGAGGGCAGGACUGCUCGUCCUUCCUGCUCCUUCACAUCAGACUCAGCACUUCACAGGUGAAAAGACGCUGAUGCCCGUCAGAAGAUGGAGGUCGGUUCCUGCUUCUGUGUCGUCGCUGCGGCCGUGUUCAUCUUCACUGUGCUGUGGAAGCUCAAAGAGGGCUGUGGCGAUGGAUCCUGGGCCGCAGCUGCCGGGGCCCUCGUCGGGGCCCUCGUCGGGGCCUCUCUGUAUCUUACUGUUCCUCCGGUCGUCUGUGGGGUGGCCUUCUUCAGCUGCAGCUUCGCCCUGAUCUACCUGACUGAGAGGAGAGCCGAGCUGCUGCCGGCGAGGAGCAAAGCGGUGCUGAUUACAGGUUGUGAUUCAGGUUUCGGACACGUGCUGGCUCAGCGGCUCAGCGAGAUGGGGGUGAUGGUGUUUGCUGGUGUGCUGGACGUGAACGGAGCCGGAGCUCGGAGGCUCAGAGAAGGAACAUCUGGAAACCUGCAGGUCCUGCAGCUGGACGUGACCGACGGCCGCCAGAUAGAGACGGCACACCGACACGUCUGUGCUCAGGUGUCUGCCACAGGUUUGUGGGGUUUGGUGAACAACGCGGGCGUCUUUCAGUGUCCCGCGGACGCAGAGCUCCAGCCAAUCGCAGCGUACAGAUUCUGCAUGGACGUCAACUUCCUGGGUGCCGUGAAGAUGAGUCAAGUCUUCCUCCCUCUGCUGAGGCGGUCCAGAGGACGCAUCGUCAACGUGUCCAGCAUGGCAGGUGAGGUGCCGAUGCCCAUGCUUACUGCAUACGGAGCGUCAAAGGCGGCGCUGAGCGUCGUGACGGCGGCGAUGAGGAUGGAGCUGUCCGCGUGGGGCGUCAAAGUGGCCUUGAUUCAGCCUGCGGGCUUCAGAACCAACAUCUUCGGUACCGGUGACGACGCGGCUCGCCACAGAGACCAGAUCCUCGCAGCGGUUUCCCCCGAGGCCAGAGAGGAUUAUGGGGAGGCGUACAUCUCGUCUCUCCCCAGCAGUCUGUCCAGGAUGUCCCAGGAUGUGGCGGGGGACUUGUCUCCUGUGGUGGACGACAUGUGUCACGCUCUGCUGUCAGUCCGUCCCAAACCCGUGUACGCUCCGGGACAGAUGGGGCGGCUGCUCCCGUUUCUCCACCGCUGCUGCCCCACCGCCCUGUUCGACACCAUCAUGAUCAACUUCGUUAAGCACACUGAGCUUCAACCGGCAGGCCUCGACAGGAGCUGAGGCUCAUGGGAAAAUGUCCUCCAGGACACAAACGGCAGAGUGACUUUCCUGCGGAGGUGUUGUGGUUUUCAGAGAAUAAAACUGACUCGAGUUUUCACCUGA
Messenger RNA from Scatophagus argus, 1574 nucleotides. It is a transcript of the gene hsd17b2, whose product is annotated as hydroxysteroid (17-beta) dehydrogenase 2. The transcript is spliced from 5 exons. Gene Ontology annotation, molecular function: oxidoreductase activity. Lineage: Eukaryota; Metazoa; Chordata; Actinopteri; Scatophagidae. The record is from RefSeq and is a predicted model, not a curated record. The coding region runs from base 327 to 1472 and encodes 381 amino acids.